Molecule: messenger RNA, 1715 nt
Organism: Labrus mixtus (cuckoo wrasse)
Lineage: Eukaryota; Metazoa; Chordata; Actinopteri; Labriformes; Labridae
Exons: 6
Coding region: 434-1207 (257 amino acids)
Source: RefSeq, a predicted model, not a curated record
UUAUAAUAAGAUAGACAGGUUUGAAGGCAGGGAUGAAGUACACACCUACUUUUUCAACGGCUAACAAAAGUGUUUGUUGCAUUUUUAUUUUGGCACCAGACAGAGAUGCUUCAGGACAAACGGUUAGUUAGCCAGCAGGGAAGAUAUGAGGACCAGCAGAUUUGUUUGGGAGCAACUGCAACGAAUGGGGCCAUUGGAGAGUGGAUAUUAAAGGUGAUGUUAUUCUGUAACUAACCAAGUCGUUUUAUGGGAGAGGCCAAAAUUACUCCGAGAGGUGAAACAUGUAGGCAACAUGGCAAAAACCAGUGGACCUACAACACAAGAGCUCCAGGUAGAGACAUUACAAGCUGAGAUCAGUAAUUAUAUUUAACACUAAAACUGAAGAAAGAUAAAACAAUUAGAUCUUCAGCUUGUCAGUCUAGGGACAGGGACAAUGGGCUCCACAGGCUCCAGACCCAGGCUGCAUAAAGUAGCUCCAUGUAGCCUGCAAGAAGAAGGGGACAAGCCAAAACCUCAAUGGACCCUCCCUGCCCUGCCGGUCAGUGUGGAGCAGCCAUCUGAAUCUUUGGGACAUACGAAGACAACCUUACCUCCUCUGAAACAGGAAAUAUCUCUUUCCACACUCUCAGAACCAUGUAUUGCAGGAAACUUCACACCAAAGCAAAGCAACCAUUCAAGCAUCAUUCACUCCCAUCCACCCAGGAGACCCCAGGCACUGCAACCACUGGAUGUUCAAAUUGGCCAACCAAGCAAUGCCAAUCAAAUUGCAAUGGGGAUGGGCUGCAGAGAUGGGGGUGCCCAGCAGUUUUCUAUAACAAGACGCAACGGCCCCGGUCGAAUGACUCAGGCAGGGUUUCUGGAGGCCCAGACAGCUCUCACUCAACAGGAUCAGCAACAGCAGCGAGCUCAGCUCCGACAAGCCAGAGAGCUGAGAAGACGUAAGGUUGUCUACGCAGUUAAAGUUGGGAAUACAGGAAAGAGCCAGGGGCCGAAACUUGUGAGGAGGCCCACAGAGAGGGACAUCUUCUGGGAUGAGACCACAGGUGAUAGACUGGACCUCAGCUGCUUUCUGGACCAAAAAUCUCUGCCUCACCUUGGCCUGCCGUGCAAUCAGCUCCUCAGAAGAGGAACGGGGUGUGAACCAGAGGGAUCAAGCUCAAGGCCCAAGAAACAAAUAAAGCAAGAAGAAAAAGUUGAUGGGGCCUGAGUCUGCCAGUAAAUGUCUGGCAGGAUAUGGUUUUGCAAGGGGGACCCGGGAUUAUGAACUGGACUGAAAACAUUUUUUUUUCUGUGUCUAGCAAUCUGGGUAGGAAAAUAAUUAAAAACAUCAGGUCAGAUAACACAAAUUAUUCACCAAAAUGUACAGAAUCUAUCUUUUAUUUAAGUUUCCAGAAAGAAGGAUUUUCACAUACAAUAUUUUCUUUUUCAAAAGCCUCCAAUCAGAAAAGACAUAAUUCUUGACUGAUGUUAUGGUGCCCUCUAGGGAUGAAAGUGAUGCACUAAAAAUGAGAAAACGUACUGCUCACAGUGGGUCGUGAGCUUGUUUGGACUUCCCACAAUAUCGAUAGCGAACAACCAAAAACCCAUUUCAUAUGUUGAAUUCAAACUGUUUUGGAUGAAAAUCAUCCACCCUGAUAGCUCCUGAUCUAUUACUGUACAACCGCUAUAGAAAUGAGUACAUAACAGUCUUUAGGUAUCCAAUGAUAUCCUUUUUG